GUGCGUUUUACGAUUCCAUAGCAGUGUUACGUGCUUGAAAGGCGCAAGCGUUCUGAUAUUAUUACAUCACGAUAUCGAAGAGUUUUCAUUUUUCGACUUUUUAAUCGAAAGGUAACAGACUAUAACGACGUAGAAGUCAACUACAUACAAAAGGCACAUAUAAAAAAGAAUUUUAAAAAUGCAAGCUGGUGAAAAAAGUGGUGAAUUUAUGCCAAAAGUUAAUUUGGAAAAGGACAAGAGUAAAUUGAAAUACGCAGAUUUGAUGUAUAUGAAACAAGCGGAAGAAGUAGCUGUCUAUCGAGCACUUAGAUAUAGGAAAACUCGUAAUCGUUGUACAGUAGCAGGUAUCUCUUUAGCUUGUCUUGUUGUAGGAAUUUAUGCGUACACAAUACAUGCUGUGAAGCAAGAAACAUUUUUGGAUGAUCUGAAUGAACCUGAAAAAAUAAUUGAUCCAAAUUCAAAGAGUAAUUUGUCUUAAGCUCGUAGAAUUUGAAAGUGUUGUGUGUUAUUUACACAAGAAAAGAAGAAAGUGAUGCGAUUAAUAUAAAUGAAUUGUAAACUAUACAAAUAAUUAUUAAU
Molecule: messenger RNA, 579 nt
Organism: Megachile rotundata (alfalfa leafcutting bee)
Lineage: Eukaryota; Metazoa; Arthropoda; Insecta; Hymenoptera; Megachilidae
Product: Coiled-coil domain containing 56
Biological process (GO): mitochondrial respiratory chain complex IV assembly
Cellular component (GO): mitochondrial inner membrane
Source: RefSeq, a predicted model, not a curated record